Molecule: messenger RNA, 1550 nt
Organism: Cherax quadricarinatus
Lineage: Eukaryota; Metazoa; Arthropoda; Malacostraca; Decapoda; Parastacidae
Source: RefSeq, a predicted model, not a curated record
GUUCAGUCUAGCUUGGGCACCCUGACUGAGUGCUUCAGUGCCCAGUGCCAGAGGCGACACCCCCAUACCCUCUCUUCUGCCCUCUGCUGCCUCGUGUGUGUCGUAGUGCCCGGUGUAGUGCCCAGUGUAGUGCCCGGUGUAGUGCCCAAUGUAGUGGACAGUGUCACAUGCAGUGGACAGUGAAGAGUUGUCAGAAAACUGGCUGUGUCUUCUUGUAAGAUACAUGAUGAUAAUGUGAUGACAUGCGAUUUUAAUUCACGUGAAGCGCUAAACCCGUGUGUGUGCGGCGGUCAUUCAGCGGGGAGACUAGCGGUGACAGGGGUCUCCUGCCCCGUGUGUUCAGGGAGCAUUCUGAGUGUUCAGGGAGCAUUCUGAGUGUUCAGGGAGCAUUCUGAGUGUUCAGGGAGCAUUCUGAGUGUUCAGGGAGCAUUCUGGGUGUCAGGGAGCAUUCUGAGUGUUCAGGGAGCAUUCUGAGUGUUCAGGGAGCAUUCUGAGUGUUCAGGGAGCAUUCUGAGUGUUCAGGGAGCAUUCUGGGUGUUCAGGGAGCAUUCUGAGUGUUCAGGGAGCAUUCUGAGUGUUCAGGGAGCAUUCUGAGUGUUCAGGGAGCAUUCUGAGUGUUCAGGGAGCAUUCUGAGUGUUCAGGGAGCAUUCUGAGUGUUCAGGGAGCAUUCUGGGUGUUCAGGGAGCAUUCUGGGUGUUCAGGGAGCAUUCUGAGUGUUCAGGGAGCAUUCUGAGUGUUCAGGGAGCAUUCUGGGUGUUCAGGGAGCAUUCUGGGUGUUCAGGGAGCAUUCUGAGUGUUCAGGGAGCAUUCUGGGUGUUCAGGGAACAUUCAGGGUGUUCAGGGAGCAUUCUGGGUGUUCAGAGAACAUUCUGGGUGUUCAGGGAGCAUUCUGGGUGCUCAGGGAACAUUCAGGGUGCUCAGGGAACAGUCAGGGAACAUUCAGGGUGCUCAGGGAACAUUCAGGGUGCUCAGGGAACAUUCAGGGUGUUCAGGGAGGAUGCAGGAGGGCUUGCCUGAGUUGGUGUUCCCUGUAGAGGCUGACCAAGCGCAUUACCUGACCCUUAUGACCGCCCCCUGUGGGUGGCGCCCACCCACUCCCACCCACCAGGAAGCACGCCCACUUACGCCCACUUCCCCGCCUGCUACAGCGGGCGGGGCGCUCACACGGUAUGGUCUAGUGGUGGGGGAGGGGGAGGGCGUGCAGUUGGGGGAGGGGCGAGCCCCCCACCCCACACCUCCACCCAGCUCGGGCGUGGGCGUGCAGGAUGAGGGCGCGGGGGCAUGCCUGCCCAUAAAUAGCACGCCCACCGACGAUACACGCCCACCACAACAUGAGGUGUUGGUGCAUUUAGCCGAUACGCUCAUGGAUGUGGGCGUGGAUGAUGCCGUGGGCGGCGUGGAUGCUGCCGUGGGCGUGGACGAUACCGUGGGCGGCCCGGAUGUGGUAGUCUGUGUGGACUCAUCACGGGCGGCGUCUCUGACCAGGACCUGCAGGUGGUCUGGCUACAAGAAGGUAAAUAACCAGCUGUCACGGAGUAGCCAGCUGUAA